UUUAGUACUUCAAAAUAUAAUCAUUUUAGAUAAAACCACUAAAUAUUUUAUUUAUUUUAAUUUUUUAAAUAAAAUUCAAUAAAUAUAUAAGAAAUGGAUCCUAAUUUAAGAAAUCUAAAAGAUUUUCUAACAUUAUACAAUAAAGUGACCGAAUUAUGUUUUACCCGAUGUGUUGACAAUUUUAAUGAACGUGAUUUAGCAGAACAUGAGAAUAUAUGUGUCAAUCGGUGUGUUAACAAAUUUGCCCAAUUUAAUCAAUCAAUGAUGAAAGUUUAUGUGGAAGUUCAAACGAGUAUAAAUACUAAACGUAUGCAAGAAAUGGAACAGCUACAACAGCAGACUCAAGAAGCAACAAAUAGUGCAAAUACUGAAGCUGCAUCGUCGGCCUUUUCGACCUCAUCAGCAACUCCCAAUUUAGCGGCAUAG
This is a messenger RNA of Calliphora vicina (urban bluebottle blowfly), 426 nucleotides long. RefSeq names its product mitochondrial import inner membrane translocase subunit Tim10B. Gene Ontology annotation, cellular component: mitochondrial intermembrane space chaperone complex. The coding region runs from base 94 to 426 and encodes 110 amino acids. NCBI's taxonomy places the organism in Eukaryota, Metazoa, Arthropoda, Insecta, Diptera, Calliphoridae. The record is from RefSeq and is a predicted model, not a curated record. The transcript has 3 exons.